CAACAACAACAACAACAACAACAACAACAACAACAACAACAACAACAACAACAACAACAACAACAACAACAACAACAACAACAACAACAACAACAACAACAACAACAACAACAACAACAACAACAACAACAACAACAACAACAACAACAACAACAACAACAACAACAACAACAACAACAACAACAACAACAACAACAACAACAACAACAACAACAACAACAACAACAACAACAACAACAACAACAACAACAACAACAACAACAACAACAACAACAACAACAACAACAACAACAACAACAACAACAACAACAACAACAACAACAACAACAACAACAACAACAACAACAACAACAACAACAACAACAACAACAACAACAACAACAACAACAACAACAACAACAACAACAACAACAACAACAACAACAACAACAACAACAACAACAACAACAACAACAACAACAACAACAACAACAACAACAACAACAACAACAACAACAACAACAACAACAACAACAACAACAACAACAACAACAACAACAACAACAACAACAACAACAACAACAACAACAACAC
Molecule: messenger RNA, 573 nt
Organism: Sycon ciliatum
Lineage: Eukaryota; Metazoa; Porifera; Calcarea; Leucosolenida; Sycettidae
Product: UPF0746 protein DDB_G0281095-like
Exons: 1
Source: RefSeq, a predicted model, not a curated record